Molecule: messenger RNA, 2197 nt
Organism: Oncorhynchus mykiss (rainbow trout)
Lineage: Eukaryota; Metazoa; Chordata; Actinopteri; Salmoniformes; Salmonidae
Biological process (GO): regulation of vasoconstriction; vein smooth muscle contraction; regulation of systemic arterial blood pressure by endothelin
Cellular component (GO): extracellular region
Molecular function (GO): endothelin B receptor binding; hormone activity; endothelin A receptor binding
Source: RefSeq, a predicted model, not a curated record
CGUGGAUCCACUGACAGAACAGUGCCAGUGGUAUGCUUUUGCGCUCCUUCGUAAAGAGGUAACUUGUAUCCAAACUUACGCAGUUGCCACUGUGUCGCUUUUUUGGAACUUUUUCCUCGACCAAGGAAUAUUCAAUUUUGUGAAAAGGUUAUUCUUUCUGAACUGAAGAAAUAUCAAGAUGGAUUUAAGAAUAUUUUUCUCCGUGUUGUCAAUUGUGUACUCUGGAAUUGUACAAACAGUUACAUCUGCCCCUAUGGGAAAAGAAACAGCGGUAGCCACCCCAGCCCCCCCGGUGCCAGUGCGCCACAUCAGGAACAAGCGAUGCUCCUGCGCAACGUUCCUAGACAAGGAGUGCGUUUACUUCUGUCAUCUGGACAUCAUAUGGGUCAACACGCCUGAGCGCGUGGUUUCCUACGGACUGGGCAACGCAUCUAGAAAGAAGCGCGCAAUCAAGGAUCCAGAGGUCUCCCAACAGGACCCUCGAUGUCAGUGCGUAAGCGAAGAUGACGGCACGUGUAUAAGAUUCUGUCAGCUGGAAAAUCACCUCAGAUACGGGACAGCAGCAGUGAUCCGUCCUGCGUCAGACACCGUGAUCCGUCCCGUGCCAGACACCGUGAUCCGUCCCGUGCCAGACACCGUGAUCCGUCGCGUGCCAGACACCGUGAUCCCUCCCGUGCCAGACACCGUGAUCCGUCCCGUGCCAGACACCGUGAUCCGUCCCGUGCCAGACACCGUGAUCCGUCGCGUGCCAGACACCGUGAUCCGUCCCACCCUUGCUGAGUAUGCUGGGAGGUGGCAGUGCAAACUCAAGCUGGCAGCCAAAACGUCUAGGAUUCAAAGGGUGAAACACAGAGACCACAAAGCAGUUCGCUCCUCAGCUCUAAGGACCACAGUGAAAGCUUGCCUGCUGCUGGAGAAGUGGACGGUGAAACAACGACACAAGCCAAGAGAAGGGAGAUGAGAAGAGAGAUGAGGAGAGAGAUGAGGAUACACAGGCGCACCUUGUGGGAGAUGUCCACAUACUCUGUCACACUCACAGAGGGUAGAGAUCCAUCCAUCUCUUUCUAUCCACCUGCCAUUGGGGACUUCAUAUGCUGUGGUCCCUGGAGAUGCAUCGGAUUCUCCACAGGAAGCCUGCCACUGGACCCCCAUGUUGGCUCAAUGGUGUGCGUCAUGAAAGGGGAUGAAUGACUGUGCUGGUGGGUGCCGCGUCCAGUCUCUCCACUGAACGUGUCCCUCUUCAUCAGUGAGAUGCAGACAGUCGGAGAUACAAGCAGGAGAAAUCAGAGGAACAGGUGUCAACGUUACUGACACCACAUCCUAAAGACAAGGAUGGACACUUGAUGGUCUUCCCAUGUACUGUCUGUGGACACACCCUUUGGACUUCAACUGCAACCUUCAAACAUAACUUCAGAUCAUAUCUGAUGACUUGAAUGACUGAAACUUGAAUCUCUACAUUCCUUUGACUGUCACUGGGUUUGAGACACCGGGCUACUUCACACAACGGCGUCAGAAGCACCUGUUGCUGCUAGCCUGGCCAAAGCUCUUGUGUCUGCUCUUUUCAAGAACAUGUUGGAUUCAAAGAAGAUCACAAUCUCAUAGACUUAUUGAAUUGACUCUAUGGCCCGGCAUAAAUAACUCAACAGAUUGAUUCCAGGUGUUGUCAUAGUUUGACUGAGGUUUCCCACCUUUGACAGACCUAACCUUUCCAAAUGAUUCAUUAGAACUUGGGAGUUUUCUGCUAAUAUUGUUUUCUGUCUGUUUGUCUGAGAUUUCUCUAUACACAUUGUAUAAUAAUGAAUCACUAUAAAUGUAAUACACAUUGUAUAAUAAUUAAUCACUAUAUAUUUAAUACACAUUGUAUAAUACUUAAUCACUAUAUAUUUAAUACACAUUGUAUAAUAAUUAAUCACUAUAUAUUUAAUACACAUUGUAUAAUAAGUAAUCACUAUAUAUUUAAUACACAUUGUAUAAUAAUUAAUUAUUAUAUAUUUAUACACAUUGUAUAAUAAUUCAUCACUAUAUAUUUAAUGCACAUUGUUCUGUCCCUAUGUCUUAUUUAUUGCAUUCAUUUAUAGUCAUAUUGGCCCAUGAUAUGAUAAUAUGUUGUAUGUCAUUUCUGUGAAAUAAUUUUGUCGCCAAGAUAGUUUUGGCAAAACUUAGGGAAAUAAAUUGUCACACUUAUUUAAAAUGACUU